Messenger RNA from Gigantopelta aegis, 3833 nucleotides. RefSeq lists its product as uncharacterized. Lineage: Eukaryota; Metazoa; Mollusca; Gastropoda; Neomphalida; Peltospiridae. The record is from RefSeq and is a predicted model, not a curated record. The coding region runs from base 1416 to 3008 and encodes 530 amino acids. The transcript has 3 exons.
ACACCACUUAGAGUGGGCUACCCAGUCCACCAGUACCCCUAAAUCCGCCAAGACUAUAGUAUGUCCCACUGGGAACGCCUUUUUUUCAUACUAUGGAAUUUACUGCAGGUUAUUUAUUUCUGAGUCGAUUGUUUUCUAAAUUGCACACACAAAAUGUUAUUGUUAUUAUUAUUAUUAUUAUUAUUAUUUCCAAAACACUACUACUUUUCUUUUUACGUCAAACUAAACUGAAAUUAUUUACAAAUAACUUUUUUUUUUGUAGGAGUAUGGAGCGGACUAUAGGGUCACAUUUAAAAAAAAAAAAAAAAAAAAAAAAAAAGAAAAGAAAAAAAUAUUUCCACUGGGUUCUUGCAUUGCUUUGUACAGAACAUUGAAAUACACCCCCGAUCCAAAGUUUUACAAAUGGACGAAAACUGGAUAAUUUCUGCACAUCAUAUUCAUGCAAACUAUUUAUAUUUAAUCCCAGUUCAUUAUAAAAGCUACGUUUGUGAUUUAACAUAUAAAAUCUAACUUGGAUUUUAAAUAUAAUAAUUUUGUUUACAAACAUAAAUGUGUAGAAAUACUGCGGUAGCCCACACUGUAGGGUUCUGCUGACCUUGACAUUGGUAAAACGCUAAAGCAAUAGUGAUCGGCAUUUGACUGAACUAUUAACAAACAUGGCAAAUUAUCAGCUUGGGGUAUCAUCUAACUAUAAUAUUUAAACGAAUCUAUAUUAUACUGAGGCCUUUUUGAAGUCAUACUUGAUCAAGAUCAUAAUUGUUUACGAAGUGACUGACGUGAUGGCUGGAGAUGACAGGCGGAUGAUGACAGCCGUUGUCGCACCUAUCGACACUAUGACGGAGAACAGCCGGGAAGAAAAGAAGCGCUAUGCUUAGACUUCGAAUCCAAAUACUCUACUUUAACACCAUCCUCCAUCGACAUACUGUUCUUCACUGAGACGUAAUAUAGAUCUCCAAAUACCAACUCAGAGAACCUAAAACACCACAACGCUACAAGGCAAUGAUAGAAAUGUUCAGUGAUUCACUUUGGCUGAUUUGUUCCAGUGCAGAUGAACUCAAUGCAUGAUACAACGAUCUUAUGUCCAAGCUCCUAAGCCCCAACAAACAACAACCGAAUAGCGUGUAUUAUAUCGAAAGCAUGGCUUUGGCUUAAAUACCAAGAAACAUCAGACAGAUUCCUCAAAUUAACAACCCACACAGCCAAACGUAGAGGAUCGGGACCCUGAAUAACAAAACCCCCUGAAUUUGAAAUAGUAAAAAAACACACAAAAAACAACAACCCUGAAAUGAUCUGUUUGACUUCCUUGCAAAAAAAGAAACAGAAAAAAAGACAAUGUUACACUUCGUGAAAAUUCGUGACUGUUCGACGUCGUUGUUCUUCUUCGUUAUAUUCCGUGACUAACCUCUGAAGCCAAAAUGUCAAAACUCUUGAAAAAAAAGCUCCGUGACCCGCAAACGAAAACGGCGAUGGGUCCCUGCCUGGUUACUUUUGCAAUACCGCUCUUCAUACCUGGCUUUACGCUAACGCUCGUUGCCUUUCAGGACGAGACUGGGUUUUCCAAAUACAGCGCGCUGCACAUCACCGGAAUGUUCUUCCUGGCCUCGGCAACACUUCUCCUGGUCGUCGGCAUCGCGAUGAAGUGCGCCUGCCACUACAAGGUGUCGCCCUUCGAAAAGAACCCCUCCCCGCGCUUGGUUUCCACGCACCACGCCAAACCACCUUCACAGGACAGACGAAUGUCUGCCGACUCUAUUCUAUUGACCACACACGUAAAGGACAGCAAGCACCACGAUGGCGCUUUCGAGAGGGUUCAGAUUCCCGGCGCCUCGGUCGGGUCCAACGAGAACUUGACGAUCAUAGACGAAAGGACCAACAGCGACAACGUGACGAUCGCCAACGAGACGGUGUCCAUACCAGACGAGACGGACUUCAGACCGACUUACAGUAGCAGCAAGUUCGAAAUGGCGCACUCAGAGAGUCUGAGUGGAGAGUUGCCGUCGCGUAGUAAUAAAGACACACGCGCGUAUGCGGGGACCUCUAAACAGAAGAAAUCUGUAGAUAGGGAUUCUGAACAUAUUAUAAAUAUAAAGUCGCAAAAUGUAGAGAAAACGGGUUUGGGGAAACGUGGGGAUUCCAAAGACAACGGUAAGGAUUCGCGGCAGGAUACACACGAAAUGAGUUCUAGGGAAAGGAACACUUCCACAGACGACGGGGGACGGACUCGUUUUAAAACUAAAGCAGUCAUAAGAGAGACGUUUGCAAAUCUACGAUCUGAAGGGGACGGCGCCGAAUACAAUAGUGUAGACUCGGACGGUGCCCACCUCGCUGUCCGGAGAGGUGAAGGAUUAGAUCCGGGUACUUCUCGGCCAGACGAGGCAGUGCAGCAGAGAACAGGCAUCGCAUGGGACGAUCCCAGUGAAGAGAAGAAGGAGAAAAUUCGGGCCGAUGACUCGAUAUAUUCUGUCAACUUCUUCCCGCCUGUUCCCCUGACUGGGGCACACUCAAUCAGUUUGGUAACCCGCAUUGUGGCAGCUAGCGACGACAAUAGCGAUUACGAAACAGACAGCUAUGACGACAUGGAAUUCUACGAUGACGAAGAAGAAGACAAUGAUGACGUAACGUUGAACGUGAGGUCACAAGGUGGCAGCACGUUGCCGGAAGUCGAGGGGGAAGGAUAUGGAGUGGACAGAUUUAACAAUAUCUGGAGAGGAACCAGUGGGCAGAAUUCCGUGGAGAUUUCAAGUGUGUUGUCUCAGGUAGGAGUGGAAUCGGACUCGGUUUCGGAACUGUAUGACGAAACGGAUGAGACGGGAAAGGUUUGUAGUGAUACAAGUCAAGGACGAAUUAGUGGUGAUAGUUCUGUUGUUUUAACAAGUGAACAGUCAUCUCUGCCAGACAAUGGUCUUCAAAGGACGCAAAGAUAUCAAUGGUCAAAUGACAGAGAUUCAGGCAAAGUAAACGAACAGUGGUAUAAAGAGGAGCCUGCUGUAACAAAGUUUAAUUCAUGAUCUUUUUCUCUCUCUUUUUUUUUUUUUUUUUUUUUGAAGGGGCUAUUCAAAUAUUACGUCACGCUUGAGGGUUGGGUGGGUGUAGGUCCAAAUGUUAUGUAGCGUUACAGGUGGUGAUUGGGUGUACUGAACAGCGUUAUGUAACGCUUUUCUUUCUGUUUUUUUUUAAUUUCUAAAAUCUUCUUGUUUUCUUUUUUCAUAAACGCUCUGUCACGGCGACAAGGUUUAAAGUUGAUAGUUAUAGGUAUACACAAAAUAAUGAUUAUAAAUCGAGUUGAAAUGCGUAUCUGCGCUUUCCCAAAUCGCAGAAGAAUGUGUUAAAAUUAUAUGACACUCAUCACACGACUUCGUUGUGAAUGGGAGAGGGGCACAGGGGCGGCACAGUGUAAAAAAUAGUGGUACGGCUCGUGGUUGCCAGACUCGCCUUUCAAAUUACUUGUAAGGACAUUUUCACAGAUGUAACAAAUAUACACCCCCCCCCCCCCCCCCCCCCCCCCCACCCCCCACACACACACACAAAGCGAAAAGUGGUACGGCCAUGGCCGUCUCUGGGCAUCUCCAAGCGUUACGGGGGAUGGGUGGGUGGGGUGUAUGGUCUAACGUUACGGAACGUUACAGGGUGAGGGAGGGUGUCUAAUUUUGAUAAAAAUAGCGUUACGUAAUAUUUGAACGGCCUCAAAGACAGAAAUAAUAAAACCAACCAUGACAACAUGUGCCUACAUUUAUUAUUAGUUUUGUUUCACUGUAUUUAUCUCUUUGAAUGUUUUUUCGUUGUUUAUUUACAUAGUUUUUUUUUAUUUUAUAUAUAUACAUGUAUUUAUUUUU